AAAGCACUGGCGAUUGGUAAACAAUUUUCAAAGUUUCGCGCGUGAAAGCCGUUGGCCCGGUAUGUUUUUGUAUUUGUGUCGUCGUAAAACCUGGUAAAACUUGAUUUCGGUUCUAUCGUUGAAAGUUGAUAAUGAGAAGAAAACAUGCGGCGAAGCCUAGCCCCAAGUCAAGUGGCCAAGCGCAGACCAGAAGAUGAGUAUAGUCCUUUAACUCAGCAAACAACGAAGAGAGGUCGCAAGCUAUCAUGUACACAGCGUGUUCCACUUUCUCCUUUGCCUCUUACACCACUCCCAGCUCCUAUAACACAAGAAAGUGUAUCAAACCAUGAAUCCCUAAUUCGGAGCCUUCUUGCCAAGCCUUUCAAAGUACCCAUUCCUAAUUAUCAAGGUGGAUAUUCAGGACGUGCAUUAGGUGUACGUAGAUCAGGCAUUAGAAGACCUCUUCAUGAUCCAGAAGAACCAAAUGCUCUUGUGCUAUAUGAACCUCCACCUCUAUCGGAACACGAUAAACUUAAAGGAGAUGCAGAUAAACAUCCUGUUCAUGUAGUAGUUGAUCCUAUUCUCUGCAACGUCUUACGCCCUCACCAAAGAGAAGGUGUCAAGUUUAUGUAUGAAUGUGUCACUGCAGUACGAAUUGAGAAUGCCUAUGGAUGUAUCAUGGCUGAUGAGAUGGGUUUGGGUAAAACCUUGCAGUGCAUUACCCUCAUGUGGACCCUUCUAAAACAAGGGCCUGAUUGUAAACCUCUUAUCAGCAAAGCUAUCGUAGUAGCUCCAAGUAGUCUUGUCAAGAAUUGGUUCAAUGAAAUUAACAAAUGGCUUGGAGGGAGAGUUAACUCACUUGCCAUAGACUCAGGAGGCAAAGAUGAAAUAGAUAAAAAACUUCAAGGAUUUAUGCAAACAUAUCGUGGACGCCCAGUCAACCCCAUUCUUAUAAUUUCAUAUGAAACUUUCCGUUUGCAUGCUCAUGUUCUUCAUAAGGGAGAAGUCGGUCUAGUACUUUGUGAUGAGGGCCAUCGUUUGAAAAAUUGUGAAAACCAAACCUAUCAGGCUCUAAUGGGCCUUCAAGCCAGACGAAGGGUUCUUUUGUCAGGCACACCAAUUCAGAAUGACUUGUUAGAAUAUUUCAGCUUAGUUCACUUUGUGAAUCAAGGCAUUCUUGGAACAGCACAGGAAUUUCGUAAGCAAUUUGAAAUUCCUAUCUUAAGAGGGCAGGAUGCCUGUGCAACUGAUGGAGAACGUGCACGAGGACAAGAGUGUCUUGAUAGAUUAGCUGCCUUGGUAAAUCGUUGCCUAAUCAGGAGAACAUCAGCCCUGUUGUCAAAGUACUUGCCAGUGAAAUAUGAACAAGUAAUUUGUGUAAAACUCACACCAUUACAAGAAAAGUUGUACUCGGAAUUCAUUAAUUCUGAAAGCAUAAGGAGGACUGUCAAUGAGGUGGAUGAUGGAAGAGGUAAUAAGAAGGGUGGAAAAGGCAUGCUCUCUGCCCUGUCUGCUAUUACUACUUUGAAAAAGCUUUGCAACCACCCCGACCUUGUCUAUGAAAAGAUAUCACAGCGAACUGAAGGCUUUGAAAAUGCCAUGGCACAUCUCCCUAGUAACUAUGACGUCAAGAAAGUUCUUCCAGAACUAUCAGGGAAGUUGAUGGUGCUUGAUUGCCUCUUGGCUGUUGUUAAAUCAACUACCAAUGACAAAGUUGUAUUGGUAUCAAAUUAUACUCAAACAUUAGACUUGUUUGAAAAACUAAGCCACCAUCGUAACUACAACUAUGUGAGAUUAGAUGGUUCUAUGAGUAUUAAAAAAAGAGCCAAAGUUGUUGACAAAUUUAAUGAUCCAAAUAGUCCUGAUUUCAUAUUCAUGCUCAGUUCAAAAGCAGGAGGAUGUGGACUCAAUUUAAUUGGAGCAAAUCGACUAGUGAUGUUUGAUCCUGACUGGAACCCUGCUAAUGAUGAUCAGGCAAUGGCAAGAGUUUGGAGAGAUGGACAACGGAAACCAUGCUUCAUAUACAGACUUCUUAGUACUGGCACUAUUGAGGAGAAAAUAUUCCAACGACAAGCUCACAAAAAAGCAUUGAGUUCUUGUGUUGUGGAUAAUGAAGAAGAUGUGGCAAGACAUUUUAGUCUUUCAGAUUUGAAAGAUCUGUUUAAACUUGAGAAGAAUACUCUUAGUGAUACCCAUGACAAGUUUAAAUGCAAACGUUGUGUAAAUAGAAUACAGGUUAAACCUCCAGGAGAAGAAUAUGACUGUACAGCUGAUUUAUCAUUCUGGCAUCACAGUGCUGACAAGCGUGGAUUAGUGGAUGGUAUUCUGAAGCAAUGCUGGGAUGCUGGCCUUUCAUUUGUCUUCUACCAGCGAUCACAUCAGCAGAAGGCAAUACCCUGAAGUGUUGUCAUGUAGUCUCCUGUGAUAUUGACAAAUAUUUAUAACAUGAACUUUAGUUCAUAAAAUUUUAGAUAUAUAGAGGUACAUAUUAUUAUGCAAAUGGAAUGUGCCUCACCCCGGGCUGAAUGCUUAGGAUAAUUAUUUUAUAUGCAAGACCGGAGAGUGUGUGUCUAAAAGUAUAAUUAGCAUGACAUGAAUGAUAAAAUAAUUGAUUUGAUUCAUGCCUGCUCUUUUUGCCAAAUUAUUCAUAAUUUUUUUGAAUGGUAUCUGUGAUCAAAUAAUUGGUGUGACGUUUCCCAUAAAAUUUCUACAAGUCUUUGAAAA
This is a messenger RNA of Frankliniella occidentalis (western flower thrips), 2703 nucleotides long. RefSeq names its product DNA repair and recombination protein RAD54-like (gene okr). Gene Ontology annotation, biological process: double-strand break repair via synthesis-dependent strand annealing; reciprocal meiotic recombination. The transcript is spliced from 13 exons. Gene Ontology annotation, cellular component: nucleus. Bases 145 to 2379 code for a protein of 744 amino acids. Lineage: Eukaryota; Metazoa; Arthropoda; Insecta; Thysanoptera; Thripidae. Gene Ontology annotation, molecular function: DNA translocase activity; ATP-dependent chromatin remodeler activity; ATP binding. The record is from RefSeq and is a predicted model, not a curated record.